AUGAAGUCGUUUCUUUGGUCCUUAGAUGAACGUGUAUGGUAUAUAGUGGUUCAUGGAUUUUCUGAACCCACAAAGAAGAUUGGAAAAGGAGAUGAAGAAACUACAGUCCUCAAAACUAGAGAGGAGUGGACCACUGCAGAAGCCACACACAGUACUCAUAAUCAAAAGGGGUCACUCAUGAGGGAACAUAUACUGUCAAGGGAGCCAAGCUUCAAAUGCACACUUUACAGUUUGAGAUAA
Molecule: messenger RNA, 240 nt
Organism: Prunus armeniaca (apricot)
Lineage: Eukaryota; Viridiplantae; Streptophyta; Magnoliopsida; Rosales; Rosaceae
Source: the annotation of a GenBank genome assembly